AUGUCGAGACGACGAUAUAGUUCAUUACCUACGGGGAGAGGAAAUGUUGAACUGAUAGUAGACGCGGACAAAUUGGUCCCACAAUGCAAAGAGCCAGAGGACGACGGAGAAAAACCGGAAAUCCGGUUUGGGGCCCUGGAAGCCCGCAGGGUGCCCAAGACAGGAAUCCUUGGGGUGUCCAUCAGUGAUCUCGAACUGUGUCUCUUCUACAUGUUCUUUUUCGCGUGCUGCCUCUUUGGUUAUUGGCACCUCGUCAAGGGCAUGGACCACUGGUUCAAAUCCAGCCCGAAACCCAAUCCAUACGCCUUUGGGCAAAGCUUCGUGCAUAUGAACAUGCUUGUCGGAUUGACUGGAGCAGCAAGACACCUCUUCGGCUCGCAAUAUGUUCACUACUUUGUCAUCGUUUCGUACCUCACAUUCCUCACCAUGAGCAUUGGAUAUCCCAUAUUGGCGUGUGAUUUUCAUCGGAGCAUGCACGCUCAGCAUAAGUUGGCAUAUUUUCAUGUUUUGGGGGCACUGCCGCCCACUAUUGCCUGGAUGAAGGGUCAACAACUCAGGGCGUACAACUUCGUCAAGUGGACGACUUGGGUGUGCCUCAUGUCCAUUGCGUGUCUGUGUGUUCAGGAAGCGCGAUGGUGGGCAAUAUUCGGAGCAUUUCUCGCCAUUUUCACCCUGGAAUACAUUGCGCCGCAGCAAGAACGUCGCUUCGUGUUCAUGGGCUUCUCCUGGCACCUUUUCUUCUACGGCAUUGCCAUUAUUGCCCUGUGCUUCUCUCUUCAGCCAGAACCCAUCCACCCGUGGCACAAGGCCAUCAACGAGGAACUAACCAAUGCCUACAAUCAAGCUAUGCAAGUCUGGAACGCAAUCCUCGCUGCCUGGAAUCCGAUUGAAGAAGCCGAGUGUGUACCUGAUCCUGAUGCUCAAGACGUGGAAGGGUUUCCAUUUGAAAAGGGUAAAGGAGGAGGGAAGGGGAAACGACAUCAAGCAGCAGCACCGCCACCACCGCCGGCAGAUGGCGGCAAGGGCAAAGGAAAGGGUAAAGGCAAAGGCAAAGGCAAGACAGGCGGCGAUGAACCUCCUCUCAAUCGCAAACCAGGUUUCAUACGAGUCCAAGACAAAUGGGUCCCCAUCUGCAAACCCUGGCAGCGCCCGAUGAAACCAGGCAGCAAGCAGGAACAAGCUGGCAAGGCAGGGAAGGGCAAGAAAGGAGGAAAAGCAGGCAAGGGGGGAGCUGGUGAACCCGCACCUCAAGAGGCUAAAGGAAAACCCAAAGGAAAGGCUCCGAAGGGAAAAGCACCUGAGAAUCAACAGGGCAACGUCAACAGGGCUGCUAAAGGACCCGAGACCGGACAUCACCUUCUCCAAGAUUCCAACGACUAUUUCUAAUUAUUAAUUGAUGAAUAUUCUUGUGUGUAUCUAGUAACAAUACAUUAUUACAAAUCGUA
Molecule: messenger RNA, 1445 nt
Organism: Notodromas monacha
Lineage: Eukaryota; Metazoa; Arthropoda; Ostracoda; Podocopida; Cyprididae
Source: the annotation of a GenBank genome assembly